Opisthorchis viverrini is the source of this 1680-nucleotide messenger RNA. RefSeq lists its product as hypothetical. The record is from RefSeq and is a predicted model, not a curated record. Gene Ontology annotation, cellular component: trans-Golgi network. NCBI's taxonomy places the organism in Eukaryota, Metazoa, Platyhelminthes, Trematoda, Opisthorchiida, Opisthorchiidae. Bases 1 to 1680 code for a protein of 559 amino acids. The transcript is spliced from 11 exons. Gene Ontology annotation, biological process: Golgi to plasma membrane protein transport.
AUGUUGGACGUAGAGGUCGUACCUGAGCUUGCGAUUCGUCACAAAACAUGGGAAUUCAUUCUGGGCAUGCCAAUCCAGCAGAUGAUUUCCAUUCUUCGGGUGCAUGACAACGUUAUUCGAUCAGUCGACUUCUGGUACAAUGACAAAUCUCCGUUCAGUUCUAACUUGGUCAUCGUUUUACCUGGGGAUGGCUUACGAUUUCACUUUGACCCCUUUCUCCAAAGACUUCGUCUUAUUGAGGUGUUUGACCUAUCCAAAAUCGCGUUGCGUUACUGGUCACAGUACUUCAACAGUUCCUCAGUCCUUCCAAGCAUACAGGAAAUACUCCGCAUAUUUGGUUCAACAAAGCCACUCCAUGAUACCGGCGGGGAGUUCCGUCUCUGUUAUCGUGGAAUCACGUUCAUUCUCAAACCGCUUGAUGCCUCCACGGGCGAUUUCUACCUAACUCCAAGAGGCAGCCUUAUUUCUUUAAGCACAGCGAAUGCUCAAUCUACUUUGGUCGUAUCGCGCCUGUUUAUCUAUCUCGGAAACAACCUUACGGAAGCCAAGGUUUCUUUGGAGCUUCCAAGCGCUUGUUACCUACAUAAUGUGUUCCUAGAUCGGCUAGAGAUCAUCCGGUCAGCGAAUGUCACCGAACAACUUCGAUUUCAUCUUGUCACCCAGGAUUUGCACACUAGCCUGACGCUAGAUCCUCAGAUUCGCCGAUUUACUCGCGUUUUGUCGUUUGGAGCCUCAGUGCAGGAUGUUCUUGCUGCUCUCGGAUCACCCAGUCGAGUAUUCUACAAGACCGAAGACAAAAUGAAAAUUCACUUGCCUCAAUCCUAUCGGUUGGAGCACCCACGGCGAUCCGAUUACUUCUUCAACUACUUCACACUUGGUGUUGAUAUCUUGUUCGAUGCUCGUUAUCAUCAGGUCACCAAGUUUGUCCUGCAUACUAACCAGCCUGGCGAGUACUCAUUCAAUGCCUAUCAUCGGUGCCUAUUCGAAUUACCACUUUCGAAUUCCUCGGUGACGGAUUCCAAAUCAUCGAAGGAUUUGUCCAGCGCUCCUGAUGAGGCGUUCACAGGAUCUGAAGUUCCAUCGGCUCAGAUCGAUGAGUUCGUUGUUACACCCUUUGUAAAGUGGUUCGCUAUUCGACAGAGAAUCGAGCAUCUGGUUGACGUUGAGCCGGUGGUGAUCCAUCGUGAGGCGAAGCCUCAGAAGAAUCCAUUUGGUCCCACUCAUGCUUUCGGAUACUACGACAUUAUUUUUGAGGACAUUUCCACACACCUAGAAAACUGUAUCUUAAUGCCAUCGUCAGCUAGCCCAUCGGAUGCCGGUCAACCGAAAGCAGAUCACCCGAGCCAACUACGCCGCCAUUCAGACCCUAUACCACCAAAGACUGAAACGUGCAGCGUCUGUUGUGCUCAAUGGGUCAUUGAAGGAUCUAUACGAAGGCAACUGCGGCUUACUUAUGGACCCCAAACAGUGUUGAAACCAGGUACUCUCAAUUCCAAAGCAUGUGGAUGGUCGGCCUGGCGCCAGGAGCUCGAUCGAGCCAGUUACAGACGAGGAAGUCGGCCGUACGAUCCGUUUAUUGGGCAUUUCCCGCCCAGGCCUGGACAAGCUCACGUCCAGGAUGUUCCGCCGUUGCAAUGCAAACCUGCUCGCUGGGUAAUCCAACCUAUGCUUACUACGUAA